Molecule: messenger RNA, 1315 nt
Organism: Cryptococcus deneoformans JEC21
Lineage: Eukaryota; Fungi; Basidiomycota; Tremellomycetes; Tremellales; Cryptococcaceae
Product: long-chain fatty acid transporter, putative
Exons: 5
Coding region: 146-478 (110 amino acids)
Biological process (GO): fatty acid metabolic process
Molecular function (GO): fatty-acyl-CoA binding
Source: RefSeq, a predicted model, not a curated record
GUGGAUUGUUGCCGAGUGUCCUUGCGGACGCCCCACCACAUUCGAUCACAUCCAACUCUUCUCUUCUCUUCCCUUUCCGACCUCUGCCUGAGAUCCCUACUCCAGCGCCUACCCCUAUCUGCAUCUUCAUCAACACAUAUUCACAAUGGUCAACACCAAGGCUCAGUUCGAUAAGGCCGUAGCCAUCGUCAAGGGUCUCCCCGAGGACGGGCCCGUCAAGCCUACUCAGGAUGACAAGCUCGCUUUCUACGCCCACUUCAAGCAGGCUAACGAGGGUGACGUUUCCGGUCCUGCUCCUGGCAUGUUCGACUUUGUCGGCAAGGCCAAGUACAACGCCUGGAAGAAGAUUGCUGGCAUGAGCAAGGAGGACGCUAUGGCCAAGUACGUUGAGCUUUUGACUGAGAUGCUCAAGAAGUCCGAUGACGAGGCCUCUAAGCAGUACCUCGCCGAGCUCGAGGCUGCUGGGGCCAGUGCUUAAAUAUGAGGACAUUUCAGGUAUUAGAAGUGCUAUGCAGUGACCUCUAAACGUAAUGUUUUUGAGCAGUGCUAAAGUACUUUGUCGAAGCAUCUCGGUCUCGAGAAUGGUUCUUCUGAAUAAUCGCCGAUGAAUUACUGAGGUUCGUACCAAAGCAACCUUCAUUAAAUUUGAAACGUAUCAGAUGAAACUUCCGUGGUAUUGACACACCUCGACAUCUACGUUAACAUCAUACACCAUGGCCACAAUUGGAGAAGAAGGUUGAAUCAUUAGUGUGGGGUUACUAAAAAUGAUCGUUAGAGACAGGCUACAUGAACACGAGAAUGGCAAUUUAAACAUUGUCUAAUGCCAUGACCUCGUUGACAUUCACGCGCAAAACAUGUAUGGAGACUUGAAGAGGCUGUGGAUAGUCACAAGCGUCUGGGCCGAGUCGCAAACAUCACCAUGAGGUGUUUCAUUCUCCGACAUGACUAAAGAAGCAGAACAAGAGCAUUUCGAGGCACCGUUGAGUUGCAAGGACGAUCUCAUAGCAAAUUCGUAACGCGUUAGACCGUGAAUGGAUACUUCUCACGUCAGUUGUCUACAUCAUCAGAUGACACAACAUUGUAUCGCAGUUAGCUGUGAAGCUGGUGCCAAUCUGUUUAGCCAACAGUAUCCGACUACGCUAAAGAUCUUAAUGAUAAUGUCAGCGUUAGAUCAAAGGAACUUGCAAAAGGUGGCAUGCGGUGACAUACGUUCUUUUGAUGAGGAGAAGAGACAGUUGGGGCGGCCAUUGAGUGGAUGAUCAAUUAAAACUUCUUCGGCUCUUUUGUAGUUUCUGAAUACUGUGCAUGAGAAUGC